This is a messenger RNA of Misgurnus anguillicaudatus (oriental weatherfish), 8786 nucleotides long. Lineage: Eukaryota; Metazoa; Chordata; Actinopteri; Cypriniformes; Cobitidae. The record is from RefSeq and is a predicted model, not a curated record.
UGCAGUCCUCUGAAGUAAAGUUAGCAGUUUGUCAGUCAGUGAUUUCAGGCCUCACAUGUCUAAACACCCUUCCCCCGACAUCAAGUAGCACAUCAGACUUUACAACACUACAAUUCUCAUUCAGAAAUAAAGUCAAGCUGUUUGUUUAGAGAACUGUAUCAUUUAAUUUAAAAGGUGCAGUCCACUGAAGUAAAGUUAGCAGUUUGUCAGUCAGUGAUUUCAGGCCUCACAUGUCUAAGCACCCUUCCCCCGACAUCACAGUAGCACAUCAGACUUUACAACACAUAUACAAUUCUCAUUCAGAAAUAAAGUCAUAUAAGCUGUUUGUUUAGAGAACUGUAUCAUUUAAUUUAAAAGGUGCAGUCCACUGAAGUAAAGUUAGCAGUUUGUCAGUCAGUGAUUUCAGGCCUCACAUGUCUGAGCACCCUUCCCCCGACAUCACAGUAGCACAUCAGACUUUACAACACAUAUACAAUUCUCAUUCAGAAAUAAAGUCAUAAGCUGUUUGUUUAGAGAACUUUAUCAUUUAAUUUAAAAGGUGCAGUCCACUGAAGUAAAGUUAGCAGGGUCAGCCAGUGAUUAUGUUUACAUGGACAGUAAUAAUCUAAUUACUGACCUUAUUCUAAAUAAUACAGUAUUCAAAUUAAGGUGUUUACAUAAAAUGCUUUUAAUGCUUUCAUGUUCCCAUUUUACAUGUUAUAGAAUAAAUCCAUUAAUCGCAGACAUUAUUACAUCCCCAUGUUACUCCUGAACAACAUAAAGUUCAUCGUUGUUGUGAUACUAUAUUAUUUUUUUAUUUUAAAUAUUACGAAAGCUUAAAGUGCAGUUAAUUAUUUGUUUUAUGUGUUAGAUGUAGGGUUGCUAACUUUGUCACCCUCACCAAAUACAGGACAAAAGGUGGUCUGCUGCAGCAGUGCAGGCAUGGUUUUGUUUGUAUACAGUGUAUUUUGUCCAAAUGAUAGCUAAUCCCUUAAUUAAAAUUGUAUAAUAACUCUUAUGCCUUGGCAACAUACAAUGGGUUUAUUAACAGUUUGUUGGUACAGCAGGUACUUUUAACACAGUCCUUAAAUUGAACCAUUACCGUAUAACGCUGCUGAAAAAAAACAGCAUCAAACCAGCAUGGACCAGCAUGGGAAUUAUGCUGGUCUAUGCUGGUUUAGCUGGUGGUCACAGCAUACCAGCACCAAAACACAACAUAUGCUGGUAUGACCAGCAUGGGAUGCUGGUGCUAAUGCUGGUUUAGCUGGUGCUAAUGCUGGUUUGGUGCUGGUUUAGCUGGUGCUAAUGCUGGUGCUGAUGCUGGUUUGAUGCUGGUUUAGCUGGUGUUCACUAGCAAACCAGCACCAAAACACAACAUAUGCUGGUCUUGCUGGUAUGCUGUUUUUUUCAGCAGGGAAGACAAAACAGUUGUGACUUCUGCACUAAGGGUAAUUAAACGUUAUCCCCUUCAUGUUCAUCUUACAUGUGACAAACUAAAACUAACAUAGAUUCAAUGAUUCUGUGAGCUGUAGUUUUGCAGAGUCAACUUCAAAUACUUUAAUUAAAACACACAGGAUGUGAAUUAGAAGUGUGAGAAUGUCCAAGCAAAGUUGGAAAUGUUUUGUUGGGGCCUUUAAGAUCGAUUUAUUACGCAGGUCUGGAUCAGUGAUCUCUUUGUAAUUGAGACUGAGCAUUUUAAUUAUGAAGAUCUUUGCACAAAUAAUAAAAGGAUAACAUGAUAUCAUAUUAUAUGACCCCCUUUAGCGUAUACUGAUUGUGUUUGAGAUUAUUCUCAAGUGUUCAGCACUGCUUGCUACUUGUUUGACUUCAUGCGGUGCCGCAUGAACAGACAGGCGGAUGACAUCAAAGUACCGCGAGAGCAUUUCGAUAGCAGUCCACUUUGUCUGAAUUCUCAAAUCACUCUUGUUGGAUUUUGUCGUCAUCUGCUUCUCAGUUGUUGUGGAGCCACAAGAAGUCGAGCAAGCCUGUUGUAUCAGUCACUGUUUAGAUCAACGUAGCAGUCAAAAACAAGACAUGGGAGGUCACAUACAGGACUAAAAUCAAUGAGACCCAAAAUACGGACAUGCCGACUAAUACGGGACAGUUGGAAACCUAGCUAGAGGGCCUUUCCUGCUUGAAGCCAUCUGUUUACAGCCAAACGGUUGACCACUGUGUGUGUAUAUGUGUCCAGUCACAAAACUCCCACACAACGUUAGUAUUGUGAUUGAAGUGUGUAGGUCAUGAUGCACUUUGAUAAUGAAGCUAAAAUAUGAAUAUGAAUUUGAUUUGUGUUUACUUUGAUUAUGACUUUAGCCAAAUAAGAGUAAUUAAAAAAAACCACUGUUUACAUCUUAGUUUUGCAGUUGUUUUAUUUGAAUAUUGUUGUGCAUGUAAACAUUGAAACCCACUUGUUUUAGCCACUGAUGCUCCACAUCAGAGCAGCACAUCAAACUGCUAACUACACAACCAGAAGAAAUGAACAGGAGAUUUAGUGUCAUUUGAGGUUAUCAACAUAUAAACAUGCUUUUCAUACUGGAAAAGUUAACACCAGGUUAUUCUAAACCCCGGGUUAACGGAAUCCUGGGUUAUCUGUUUCACGUGUCACACUGUUCGUGCUUAACCAGGGGUUAAGAGAUAACCCUGGGUAUUCAUAAUCUGAAGUUACACAUUGUGUAUUCCUAAACCCUAGGUCAGGUGUCUAAAACCCUGCUCAUACACCUGUCUGUAAUUAUCAAACAACCCUGAACACCUUCUGUUUCAGCUGUGUUCAAUUUGGGUCAAAAGUUAUUAUAUUAUAUUUUUUACUUGUUUAAAAAAGCUUUGUUGCAUGUUUAAUUUUUAUUAGGUAAUAAAAAAGACAGUCCAAUAAGAUAUUGUAGGUGGAGCAGUAAAUGUUCUCAAGAAACAGAGCUUUCAUUAAGCUGUUUUGUUGUAUGUAUUAAAUGUUUUUAAAAGUACAUUCCAUCAAUUAAUUUCCAUGUGGAUUUGUCAACAUUUAGAGGAAUCUCUCUGUAAAUAGCAGUUGUUUUGGACAGUAGCACGAGGUGCUGUGCUGAUCCCCUUGUCUGUAGCGUAACAGCAAAAACACUAAGCUGUGUUCAUACAGCGCUGCGCAGAUCGAACAAGAUAUGACAUCACAGUACCGCGAGAUCAAACUUUAUCAAUACGUGCUCGAAUCGCUCACGCGAUAUUUCAACGUGACAUCCUUUCGGCCUUCCUAUCAACGACACUUUUACUACGCAAGUCAGCAGCAGUGGAUUCGUUUCCCUGGAAAUGCAGACACGUGAUAAUGACAUCACCGCUGUUAGCCCCAAUUUCCCGCGAAGCAGACUACACGCGCUCAUUAUAGGAGGAAAGUCACUGCAGUCACCAUGAUGCUGGGUAUACCAAGGCAGAAAAAACGAAAAAGACCUCAACAGGAUGCUGAGCAUCACAUUACUUGCAAAACAGACAAGCCUGAGCUUUAUGAGCAAGUUAUCAGCAAAUAUAAAGGACGUGGAGUUUUCACCACUGAAGCAUUUUUUAGAGGUGAUUUUGUCCUUGAAUACAGAGGUGAACUUCUGACUUCAGAGGAGAGCCUUGAUCGAUCUAAACUCUACAAUGACGUUGAGAACACAUUCUUGUUUGAUUUUCAGUGGCAUGGCAAAAAUUGGUGCAUGGAUGCAUCCAAGGAAGAUGGGUCUUUGGGAAGACUUGUAAAUGAUGAGCACAGAAAUCCUACAUGCAAAAUAAGAACUGUUGAAGUGAACAAAAAACCUCAUCUGUGUCUUUUUGCUGUACGAGAUAUUCAACCAGGGGAAGAAAUCACUUACAGUUAUGGAGAUUCAGAUUGGCCUUGGCGAGCUAAGGUAUCAUCAACAGAAUCCAGUGAUGAAAGCCCAGUCAGCAGUUUGGAUUUGCAGAAAUUGUUCCAUCAGGCUCCUCCUGUUUCCUCAUCUGCCUUGUAUAAGGUGUACAUCAAUGAACCACAUAAGCAAGUUGAGCCACAACAGUCAGGCAAAGCAAGUACAUCAGAGAAUAAAAUGAAACUCAAAGAUUGCCAUGAGCGCUUUAACAGAGCACAAAUUAAAACGAAAAAGACUGCCAUAGAGCAAUCACAAGAAUAUUUCAUGCCCUCAUCACCUGUGAAGACCACAUCAUGGUCCUCUUCUAAUGUGCAGCCUUCAUCACCUGUGAUGACCACAUCAUCUUCCUCUGCCCUUGUGCAGCCCUCAUCACCUGUGAUGACCACAUCAUGGUCCUCUUCUAAUGUGCAGCCUUCAUCACCUGUGAUGACCACAUCAUCUUCCUCUGCCCUUGUGCAGCCCUCAUCACCUGUGAUGACCACAUCAUGGUCCUCUUCUAAUGUGCAGCCUUCAUCACCUGUGAUGACCACAUCAUCUUCCUCUGCACUUGUGCAGCCCUCAUCACCUGUGAAGACCACAUCAUGGUCCUCUUCUCAUGUGCAGCCCUCAUCACCUGUGAAGACCACAUCAUCUUCCUCUGCACUUGUGCAGCCCUCAUCAUCUGUGAUGACCACAUCAUCGUCUUCUUCUCCUGUGCAGCCCUCAUCACCUGUGAAGACCACAUCAUCGUCCUCUUCUCCUGUGCAGCCCUCAUCACCUGUGAAGACCACAUCAUCGUCCUCUUCUCAUGUGCAGCCCUCAUCACCUGUGAAGACCACAUCAUCUUCCUCUGCACUUGUGCAGCCCUCAUCAUCUGUGAUGACCACAUCAUCGUCUUCUUCUCCUGUGCAGCCCUCAUCAUCUGUGAUGACCACAUCAUCGUCUUCUUCUCCUGUGCAGCCCUCAUCACCUGUGAAGACCACAUCAUCGUCCUCUUCUCCUGUGCAUCCCUCUACACCCUUGCCCUGUGCUGCUUCCACCCCUGUGAUUUCCUCAUCACAGGUGUCUGAGACACUAUCUUUAAUGGAGUAUUCUGGGAGUGCCUACAGUGAUUCAGAUGUUACGGACUACAGUGAUGUUGACUACAUACCCCAGAUCAGCUCAGAUGAAUCAGAUGGAAGUGCUUCUGGACAAAGCAAGGCUGAAAGAAGUUCAGAUGGAUCAAACAAUAAGUCUGAAUGUAGUGAUCCUAGACCCAACAAACGUUUAAGACAUACUAAAUCAACCCUUUCAAAAAGGAAAGCUGAAGAGGCAGGUAGUUCAUCUGCCAAAUGUAUGACAGCAGUGUCAUCAAAAAGGAUGAAAUGCCAAACUGAAGAGACCAAAACCUCAUCUGACAAAAAGACUUUGGUUCAGUCAAUGCCAUCACCACAAAAAAAGAGCAGGUCAUAUAACAAAAAACAGUAUUGCCUUUAUUGCUCUAAGCCAUAUGCAAAAAUGGCAAGACACCUUGAGUUUGUACAUCGCAAUGAAGUAGAGGUUGCAAAGGCUGUAGCUUUCCCAAAACGUUCCAAAGAACGAAGAGUCCAGUUAAACCUUCUUAGAAAAAGGGGCAACUUUGCCCACAACACAGAUGUGGUGAGAAAAGGGGAAGGUGAGAUGAUUGCCUGCUACCGUCCAAAAAAGUGCAAAAACCCCAAAGAAUUUAUCCACUGUAUUCACUGUCAAGGCCUUUACAACAAGCUCAGCCUAUGGAAACACAUUAAAAACUGUCCACUUAAACCGAAGGAUGAUGAUGCUCAGGGCAGAAAAAGAGUAAGAUCUCUUUGUGCCCUAAAAACACCUGUUGGCUUAGAGGUGAGUAAAGGUUUCAAGAAAGUACUUUCCCUGAUGAACUAUGACGAAGUUUCAAGGGUGAUUCAUAGUGACAGAUGCAUCAUGCAACUGGGAGAGCACAUGUUUAACAGGAUGGGAUCUGAUGUGACCAAACAUGACUACAUCCGACAGAAAAUGAGAGAAGUUGGCAGACUUCUUCUUGAAGCAAGAAGGAUAACCCCACUGAAAACAAUGGAGGACUUCAUGAUACCAGCAAACUUCAAACAUGUCAUAUCAGCUGUGAAAGUUGUGUCUGGCUUUGACGAAGAGAAGAACUCUUACCGCAUUCCCUCUUUAGCCCUCAAACUUGGACAUUCUUUAAAAAAGAUCUGUAGCAUUGUUGAAAGUAAUGCGAUGAUGUAUGGAGACCAUGAGCGUGCUGAGUGUGCUCGAGACUUCAGAAAAGUACACCAAGCAAGGUGGAAUGAAUACAUUUCUGCUGGUGCUAUAACUACAUUGAAGGAAGCCAAGUGGAAUGCACCACAGAUCAUUCCUUUCACUCAGGAUGUCAAAGUCCUGCACGCACAUCUAGAAAAGAAACGGGAUAAAUUCCUUAAUAAACUUAAAAACUGCCCCUCUGCAGACAGCUAUGCUGCUUUGGCCAAAGUCACACUCUCCCAAGUUAUCCUGUUCAAUAGACGAAGAGAAGGUGAGGUGUCACGGAUGCUUUUGUCAGCUUUUCAAAGCCGGGAUUCUUCUGAGCUGCAUGAAGACAUAGCCAUCUGUCUUUCUGAGUUCGAGAGGAAGCUGUGUAAACACUUUACCAGAGUAGAGAUCCGUGGUAAGCGAGGGAGAAAGGUCCCUGUCCUCCUCAAACCUUCAUUGGUUUCUGCCAUGGAGCUGCUUGUUGAAACACGUGAGGUUUGUGGUGUCCCAAAUGAGAAUCCUUUUAUGUUUGCCAGAUCUGGUGCAAUGUCUGCCUACAGAGGAGGAGAGUGCAUAACUAAAGCUGCUCGUGAAUGUGGCAUUAAGAAUCCUGAAGCUCUUUCCUCAACCAGGCUCAGGAAACACAUAGCUACCAUGUCAAAGAUUCUCAACCUUGAUGAAAAUGAAGCAGAUCAACUGGCUGAUUUUCUCGGUCACGAUAUAAGGAUCCACAGACAGUAUUACCGGUUACCAGAGGGGACAUUGCAGCUGGCAAAAAUGAGUAAGGUCUUAAUGGCAAUGGAGAAAGGAACGCUGUCCAGCUUUAAAGGAAAGAGACUUGAUGACAUUGAAAUCGACCCAAAUGAGCAACUUGAGGCCGAAGGUGAUACAAUGUCAAGUGAUGAAGAGGAUUGUAGUGACCUACCUCAGACAACAUCACCAGUACCAGCAGAGACUGAUCAACCAUCUGCUUCCCAGAAAGAUCAAGGUUCAUCAAUACCUCCGAAAAGAAAAUGGGAAGAAGUUGAGGUAAAAGCUGUUGAAAAACACAUGAUGAAGUUCAUAAAGACAUGCAAAGUUCCUGGUAAGCAAGACUGCGAGAGAUGCAUUCAAGCAGAGCCAGAAGCCUUGAAGGAACGUACGUGGACUGGUGUGAAAAAUUAUGUGCGAAACAGGAUCACCACUUUAAAAAAACAGGGUGGAUUGUAGGGGAGCAAAUAAAAACACUUUUUUUCUUUUUACUGUAAAAAACAGAGCAUGGUGAGGAAAAGUUGCCAUGUUACAAAAACAUAAAAUAAUGAAUGUCUUUUCUAGAAUAACUUUUUAAUAUGUUUAGGGCUGCAAAAUGAUGAAUUAUGACCAAUCGUUUGCAGAAUAAUUUUUUUUUACAUCAUAUGUGUGUAUUGUGUAUAAUAAUUAUCUAUAUAUAAAUACACACACAUGCAUGUUUAUAUUUAAUAAAUAUAAAAAUGUAUAAACACAUGUAAAUGUUUAUAUGUAUUUUAUAUUAUAUAAACACUUAAAAUAUAAAUAGAUUUUGUUUCUUCAAAUUAUACAUUCAUGUGUGUGUAUGAGCUACAUAAUUAUUAUACACAGUACACACAUAUAUGAUGUAAACAAAAGCUUUUCUUCUGCAAACGAUUCAUCAUUUUGUAUGUUUGUAAUAUAUAAUAGGUUCCUUUCAGACAAACUGUCUUUAUACUUUACACAUCAUGCUCUGUUUUUUAAAAAUGAGUGAAAAUAGUAAGGAAGAGUAAAGGUGUAUGAAGAGGGAGAAUUUGUUUGAGUACAGGAGGAAACAGAAUAUUAAUGAGGUAAGCAAGACAGGAGAAGAGAGAGGAUUGAAUGUAAUGGUAAUUUCUGUAAAAAGCUGAGGAAAGCAAAAAGAACAAGCUGCACUGACAAAUUUCUCAUUUUCAUUCUUUGUUUACAUGCAUGUUUACAUGUUGUUAUAUGUUUACAUGUUGCUAUUUUUUUCUGUCAUUCAUUCUGUUCUAUAUGCACUUUUAAAAUAUGUCAGUAUUGUUUAUUUCCUUUAAUUGUAAUUACAAUAGUUCAAUGUAGACAGAAGUUAAUUGAGUGAACUGAAAGUAAAGAGAUAAAAGGAGAAGCAAAGAUAAAAGAGAAGAGGGAGGAGCAAAAGGAAAGUGAAGUGGGAGGAGCAAGGUAGAAGGCAAGAAAGUAAAGGUGAAGAAAAGAGUGAAAGAGUUCAUAUCAGUUUCAUUGAUUAUACUGUCCUAUAUUUUAUACUGACACUUUUAUUGGCAAACUAAAAUGCACUUAACUUUUAAGUAACUGUGUUUAUGGUUAAGUGCUGUUACUGGUAUUGCCAAAACUUCUGACAUUUAUAGCAUGCAUUUGCAUGGUAAAUAAAUGGUUUGGAAGUCAUUUUUCCUUGUUUUCUUGUAGUCCUCAAAGUGACUUAAAAUCUGAGUUUGUGUAUGACCAGAGACCCCGAAGUGACCUAAAAUCUGAGUUUGUGUAUAAACCAAAGUCCUCAAAGUGACCUAAAAUCUGAGUUUGUGUAUCAACCAAAGUCCCCAAAGUGACUAAAAAUCUGAGUUUGUGUAUCAACCAAAGCCCUCAAAGUGACUUAAAUUCUGAGUUUGUGUAUCAACCAAAGUCCUCAAAGUGACUUAAAAUCUGAGUUUGUGUAUCAACCAAAGUCCCCAAAGUGACUUAAAAUCUGAGUUUGUGUAUCAACCAAAGUCCCCAAAGUGACUUAAAAUUUGAGUUUGUGUA